This is a messenger RNA of Ilex paraguariensis (yerba mate), 3207 nucleotides long. The record is from the annotation of a GenBank genome assembly. NCBI's taxonomy places the organism in Eukaryota, Viridiplantae, Streptophyta, Magnoliopsida, Aquifoliales, Aquifoliaceae.
CAACAAACCCAUUUCAGCUCUCUUUCUCUCUCUCUCUCCCCUCAUAUACACGUAAACUCCAAGCUACUCUUCAUCCAAACCUUGAACUUUCUGUUUGGUCACCGAGAAAUCGGCCGAAAAAUUUCUAGGUCUUUUUGCAAUGGCACCAACACCUCAUGGUAAAUCUAAUCCAUUGGCUCCAACACCAUCAAAAUCAAAUCAAACCCAAGCAAAGACACCCCAAUCAAAGCAACGCCUAAACCUCAACGCAACCAAACCCUCUCCAAACACCAACUCUGCAGUUAAAGAAACCCCAACAGCCGAUCACCCAGUUGAAGUUAUUGGGCGAAUCCGGGACUACCCGGACCGAAAAAACAAACCCAUCUCAGCAUUGCAAAUCAACCCAGACCGCCAGUCCCUUAGAGUUAAAACCGAUAUUGGGUAUAGAGAUUUUGGUCUUGAUGGUGUAUCUUUAUCAGAAGAGGAGGAUCUUGAUGGAUUUUACAAAAAAUUUGUGGAGGCAAGAAUCAAUAGUGUUAAACUGGGGGCUAAAUGUACUAUCAUGAUGUAUGGACCGACUGGUUCAGGCAAGAGUCACACAAUGUUUGGGUGCUCAAAGCAGCCAGGGAUUGUGUAUAAGUCUUUGAGGGAUAUCUUGGGUAAAGGGGAUGAAGAGAAUGGUGGUAAUGAUCAGAGUGUGUGUGUUGGGACAUUUGUUCAAGUCACUGUUUUGGAGGUAUACAAUGAGGAGAUUUAUGAUCUGUUGUCGACUAAUACUGGUGGAGGGUUUAGUCUUGGGUGGUCAAAGGGAAAUGCUUCCAAGGUGAGACUUGAAGUGAUGGGAAAGAAGGCAAAAAAUGCAAUGUUUAUCUCUGGAAAUGAAGCUGGGAAGAUAUCAAAAGAGAUCCAAAAAGUGGAAAAACGAAGGAUUGUCAAAAGUACACAUUGCAAUGAGAGGAGCUCUCGAAGCCACUGCAUGGUUAUUCUUGAUGUACCGACAGUGGGGGGACAGCUUAUGCUUGUUGACAUGGCAGGUUCUGAGAAUAUUGAACAAGCUGGACAAAAUGGUUUGGAAGCAAAAAUGCAGACAGGAAAGAUUAACCAAGGAAACAUAGCUCUGAAGAGAGUGGUUGAAUCUAUUGCAAAUGGUGAUUCUCAUGUGCCAUUCAGAGACAGCAAGUUAACCAUGCUUCUGCAGGACUCUUUUGAAGAUGAUAAAUCUAAGAUUCUGAUGAUAUUGUGUGCGAGCCCGGAUCCCAAGGAGAUGCAUAAGACCAUCUCAACUCUGGAAUAUGGAGCUAAAGCAAAAUGUAUUGUCCGUGGUCCUCACACACCCAUCAGGGAGAAAGGCACUGAAGAUUCUUCAUCAUCGGUUAUUUUGGGAUCAAGAAUUGCAGCUAUGGACCAGUUUAUUUACAAGCUACAGAUGGAGAGCAGGCUCAGAGAGAAAGAGCGCAAUGUAGCCCACAAAGAGCUUAUGAAUAAAGAAGAAGAAGUUUCGGCACUAAGGGCUAAACUUGCAGUCGUGGAAGGGAAGGGAUCUGGGACAAAUGAAGAGGAGAUCAACAUGAAAGUAAAUGAACGGACCCUGAUGCUGAGAAGUGAGUUGGAGAAGAAAAUCGAAGAAUGCCAGAAAAUGGCAAAUGAAUUUGUUGAAAUGGAAAGGAGGAAAAUGGAAGAAAAGCUAUUGGAGCAGCAACAGGAGGUUGACAUGCUGAGGCGUCGCUUGGAGGAAAUUGAGUCUGAGCUUUGCCGUUCUAGGGAUGAAAACAGGUCAUCAGACAUAGAUGGAAGUAGCUUCGCUAACAGGUUGUUGGAGAUUUAUGCUGAUGAAGAUCCAGGGAUGGUGAAAUCAAUGGAUUUGGAUAAAUCAAUGGAUAUGGGCAUGGGGAAACAAGCUGGGAUGCUUCAUAAAACAGAAAACAAUGUUAUUCAGGCAAUUUUGAGUUAUCCUCAUAUAAUCAGUUCAAAUGAAGAAGAAGAUCAUGAUGUAUUUGAGCCAAAUUUUGCCAGCAAAUCAAGUUUGAGUACUGUAUUUGAGGAAGAAGAAGAAGAGGUGGAUGAUAUAGAAAAACCUGUGGAUGAAGAAGUGCAGAAAGAGGUAAUAGAGGAAAAGACAGUAUGUUCUAGCAGGCUGGCAGAUAGUUCUAAACCUGACACAGGUUCUUUUGCACCAUCUACCCUAAAUUUUGAAGCCACGCCGGAUUUGUCAAGUCAGAAUUCAGAGGAAAUUUACUAUUUUAGAGAUAGAACGGAGGAGAAGCACUUGGGAUCUAGAUUUAUAAAUGAGCCUGAAAAUGCCAAGGAUACAGCUUUUUCUAGGCAAACAAGAAUCCAAAACAUAUUCACACUCUGCGGGAAUUAUAGACAGCUCCCUCAGCAUAAUAGAACCCCAAUUCCUACAGAAACAAGUUUUGAAAAUAAUAGUGGUUCUCCAUCACCUCCUGUGAGGACAAUUGGAGAGGAUUCUUCUCUGAUAAAGUAUUCUAACGAACCAUCGCAACUUCAGAAAAGUGUCUCCGGGAAUAUCUUGGCAUCAGGUAAACCUGAAAACAAACAGAAACAUACAGAAAACCUGAUGAAGGAAAUCAGGGGUUCUGAUGAGAUAGCACUGGAUUCGAAGGAGAACUACAACCCAUUAAAUCAAAACAUUGAUGACCUGGAAGUAUACGUGAAAUGGGAGGCAUCAAAGGAAAAUCCAGGGAAAAUUGUCACCAAAAUAAAGAUUGUAAAGGAUUCAACCCUUUCUGAUCUGCGGAAGCUAAUUGAAAUCCAUCUUGGUGCAGAUAAUCAAGCAUUCACUUUUCUGGUACUUAGGGAUCCCUCUGGAGCUCCAGUCCCUAGAGAGAAGGAGACAACAACUCAGACAAGCAAACUUCCAAUUUGCAACAACCAGUUGCGCGGCCACCUGGCUUGCUUGCGUCCAGUGAAGGGAGUCCAAUGUCCGAGUCAUCUCCCAUUCAGCCCGUUGGAAAAUAAACUUUUGGUCACUUCAGAUUCAAAUUUCAAGAUGCAAAGCGAUGGUUUUUCACCUAACGUACCACAACAUGUGACUUCUACACCAUUCGUUGCUGUUCAAAGAUAGUAGUUGCCAUGUUUGAUCAUGCUUCUGUGAGUUUUGUGCAGCUACACAUUGUAAUCAUCCUAAAUAUGUGUAUUUUUGAACACAUUGAUGUAUGUACUCUUGGUACAUUCAAAUAUGUACUUUUGAUACAUUCUUAUACGAGC